GCACAUGGCAACGCGAGUAAGAAAAUGGACUCAAACUCUUCAUUCGAGUGGCCUCACGCGCUGAACGACAACGGGACACACAAGUACCUCUACUUAGAAGGCAACGUCUCCUACGUGGACUUCUACCUUCACCAGCCUUCGGUGGCAGCCGUCUUCAUCGUCUCUUACCUCCUGAUCUUCCUGCUCUGCAUGGUUGGCAACGGAGCCGUUUGCUUUAUCGUCCUGAGGAGCAAACACAUGCGCACAGUCACCAACCUUUUCAUCUUAAACCUGGCUGUCAGCGAUUUACUGGUGGGAAUCUUCUGCAUGCCCACUACCCUCCUGGACAACAUCAUUGCAGGAUGGCCCUUUGGGAGCCUGGUUUGCAAGAUGAGUGGGAUGGUCCAAGGCAUCUCUGUCUCUGCCUCUGUCUUCACUCUGGUUGCUAUUGCUGUAGACAGGUUCCGACGCGUUGUUUGUCCGUUCAAGCAGAAGCUGACCGUUUCCACCGCAGUCGCCGUUGUGGCGGUCAUCUGGAUUCUGGCCGUCGCCAUCACGUGUCCUUCCGCAGUCAUGCUGCAGGUGCAAGAAGAGAAGCGUUUCAGGGUGAUCCUUGGCUACGGCAACGAAACCCGCCCCGUACACUGGUGCCGGGAGGACUGGCCU
This is a messenger RNA of Tauraco erythrolophus (red-crested turaco), 645 nucleotides long. It is a transcript of the gene NPFFR2, whose product is annotated as neuropeptide FF receptor 2. Gene Ontology annotation, molecular function: neuropeptide receptor activity; opioid receptor binding; peptide binding. Gene Ontology annotation, cellular component: plasma membrane. Gene Ontology annotation, biological process: regulation of MAPK cascade; cellular response to hormone stimulus; regulation of adenylate cyclase activity. The record is from RefSeq and is a predicted model, not a curated record. Lineage: Eukaryota; Metazoa; Chordata; Aves; Musophagiformes; Musophagidae.